Molecule: messenger RNA, 1418 nt
Organism: Truncatella angustata
Lineage: Eukaryota; Fungi; Ascomycota; Sordariomycetes; Amphisphaeriales; Sporocadaceae
Exons: 1
Coding region: 167-1153 (328 amino acids)
Molecular function (GO): oxidoreductase activity
Source: RefSeq, a predicted model, not a curated record
GGCGGACUGUGGAAACUAAUCAACGGUUGCUGUAAUCGGAUGAUGCUACCAAAGUAUAAAGACAACUUCGUUUUCUUACCUGAUUCAUCGCAUCAACCAUACCUUUCUGCGCCUCACGUCUCUCUCUUAUAUUCAUUCUUGAGUUGUAAACAGCACUACCUUAGCGAUGGAUCUCUCACUUCCAAUCAAGGCCCAAGAGCUAUUUUCAUGUGAUGGUAUGGUGAUUGUUAUCACUGGUGGUUCUAGUGGUACAGUUCAAAUUUUUCUUCGCUUUGGUAAUGGUGGAUUGUUAAUAGUUACAGGCAUAGGUCUAGCCAUGGCGUCUGUCGCGGCUAAGACUGGAGCCUCUAAGGUCUACAUUCUUGGCCGCCGCGGCGACCGACUUGUUGCUGCUGCUGCAACGCUCAGUUCAGCAGAGAACAACGCCGUGAUCCCGAUAGUAUGCGACGUCACUUCCCAAGAAUCGAUCAACGCGGCCGUAUCGUUCAUCGAGAAAGACUCAGGACACAUAGAUGUUCUUAUCAAUAACGCGGGGGUGGCCAAUCCAUUCUUCGACCCGUCAGUGGCGGAGAGCAUUGAUGAGCUGUCUCGUGGCUUACUUGCGGCUCACAAAGCUACACAAGAUGUCAUACAGACCAACACUGCCAGUAUUAUUGGCGUAUCCUCAUCAUUCCUGCCCCUUCUCCACAGUGGAAAUUUAAGAAGAGGCUGGCCGGGUAAUAAGCUGACCGACCAUUCUACUAAUACGCGACAAAAUCAGCGGGCCGCCAAUGUCGAUCAAGAUGAUUCCCGCACAAGCCAGAUCAUCACUGUAUCUUCAAUCUCUGGCUUUGAGCGUCACGGAAUGACUGGGCUGGCGUACUCAGCCAGCAAAGCUGGGGCGACCCAUUUAGGCAAAGUGUUUGCUACCAUGCUGGUCCCGUGGAACAUCCGCAGUAAUGUCAUAAUACCAGGGUUGUAUCCGAGCGAGAUGACGGCCUUCAUACCAAUGGACCAGAUUUUGGUCUCUAAUACCCCUGCUGGUAGAGCUGGUUCAUGCUCAGACAUUGCUGGGGUGUUGCUUUAUUUGCUCGGAAAAGCCGGAGCGUUUGUGAAUGGUAGUGUCUUACUUACGGACGGGGGAAGACUCACAAUCGAGGCAUCUUCCUUUUGAAUAAUAUAUAUACCUAUCGUGGGGACGAGUUCCAGGCAGCGUUAAAUACAGCUGACAAAACACUGUUUGAGUCGUGCUAAGAAGCUUCCCCCAUGUCACUAGUCGUGCAGGCUCAUGUCUCCGAUCUUAACAGUAGCUUUAUAUGUUGUCCAGGAUAGUUGUCUCAACACAGUUAUUACCUACACCACAACCCAGGCCGUGAAAUUGCAGACAUGUUUGACCAUCCUGAAAUAUACAGCAACCAGGAGGGACCGUUGGCUUUAUA